UCGGACUCUUAUUUAUUGAAAGAAUCUUGAGUUAUAACCAAAACAAGCGUCCUACUCGCAGCUUGUUGCCUGUGGCAGAUGAGGACUCUGUUUUGAAUCGAUAUAUAGAGACAAAAAACUAAAACGCCUUGAUCAAAACAGUUAAAACCGUCGGUUGGGCUGCCUGAUCGCCUUUUUCAUUUUCUUUUUAAUUUUCUAAUUUGUCCGGACUGAAACAAAAUGCAGCAGCCUGAAACCCAGCAGGCAACUCAGCAAACAGCGACAGAAAUCCUUGAUCCAGCAGUUCAGUACCUGCGUCGGAAGAAGACGGCUCUGUGGGUGACCGUGUCUCUGCUGGCUCUAUCUCUGGUGGUGCUGACUGUGGGUCUGGUCUCUGCCACUCGCACAGACAACGUGCCUGUUUCUGGAUAUUACCCCGGCAUCACCCUGAGUUUUGGAGCUUUUCUGGGUAUUGUUGGCAUCCACCUGGUGGAAAACCGCAGACCCAUGCUCAUGGCAGCGAUCAUUGUCAUCAGUAUGGGAGUCAUCGCAUCUUUCUUCUGUGCCAUUGUGGACGGGAUCAUCGCUUCAAAGUUCAUUGACUCAAGGCUUUUGCAGGAGAACAUGUGUGACUUUUACACCAGUGGAUCGGCCUAUGCCUACGACAGCUACUACACUGAGGUGACAUGCAAAGCAUGCAAGAUGAACCUGAGGAGCAACACCUGCUUCUGCUGCUACCUGUACAACUGUGAGAGCACAGAGUACCACACACAGUACUAUGAGUUUACUGGGGUCAGCAGCUGCUGGGAUGUGGUCUACCUGUACCGUCUGAUGUGGGCCUCAGUGGUGUUCAACGUGAUUGCCUUGUUCUUGGGCAUCAUCGCUGCCGCCAUCCUCGGAGCGUACAAGGAUUUGAAAAAGCCAACUCCUCAGAUGGCUGCCAGCCCCACGCCGCCACCCCACAUCAUGUACAACCCAACCCAGCACAUGCUCACCUACGCUGGCUUCUGUCCUUCAGGACAGACUCUGCCUGCCUACCCCAACUAUCCAAUAUCCAUGCAGCAUAACAACAGCUUUCAUCCACCUACUACUCCCCAUCUGAUCCCUGACGGAGGCCCUGGCUCCAACUCCUGCCUGUCUGAGGAGAACCAGGGCCAGCAGCCAUCUCAGGCUCCCACACAGCAACAACCUCAGGGAGCCACCCAGGAACCAGGGGGCUACAUGUUGACACCCAACGCUCCUGUCCUCUACGGAUCCCCCUACAGCCCCUUUGAGAAACCUCCACCGUACGCCUGCUGAGCCCUCAGAUAAAUACAUGGAGCAUGUUGGAGAAGAAAUAUCUUGAUCGGGUCGGACUGAAUGUAGCUCAAGACAUGUCAUAGGUGACCUUGUAGACGGAUUCACGACUACUCUGUAGGUUACUGAUAUAAAUGCUACAUUUAAAGUGGUUGACUGAAGAGAGACACAUAUUUCAAGUUAUGUGGUGUGAUUAUAUAGACAUGAUUUAGUUAUUUCAUGUGUAUUCAUUGAGGGAAGCAGCUGUGGUAUAUAUACUUAAUUCAAAUAUGCUUAUUUGUUUUCUUGCCGAGAGUUAGAUAAGAAGAUUGAUACCACUCUCGUGUCUAUAGGUAAAUAUUAUAUACCAGCCAGCCAACUAAACUUAGCAUAAAAAUUGGAAACAGAAUUAAAACAGCCAACCUGGCUAUGCUCAAAGUAAACAAAAUCUGCCUACCAGCCUCUCUUAAGCUCACAUUUAACACAUUAUAUCUCAUUUAUUUAAUCUGUACAAAACUGAAG
This is a messenger RNA of Micropterus dolomieu (smallmouth bass), 1776 nucleotides long. Its product is annotated as transmembrane protein 255B. The coding region runs from base 220 to 1278 and encodes 352 amino acids. The transcript has 9 exons. Lineage: Eukaryota; Metazoa; Chordata; Actinopteri; Centrarchiformes; Centrarchidae. The record is from RefSeq and is a predicted model, not a curated record.